AGUGCGCAUGUGUACUCUCUCACUCGAUAACCGCACUACGACCGUGAGUUAGACACGUGUUCAGCUGAGCAGCGGUCCUUACCGCCUUGCCUGAAAGGUAUGAUCGAGAUGAAGGAGGCUGUGCUGCGGCUCUGAUAGUGAUGAUCGCGACAUAGCGACGCACGAGGGCCGUGGGCGAAGGCGCGGGGUGAACGAUGCGCGCGACCGCCAUCAGCCGCACGCUAGCCCAGUGUACAAUCUAUGCGCCAGUCGAAUACUCGCGUCAGUCGAUGAGGGCGUCAGUUCGUUGUCUCGAUCUUAUCGCGUUUUUUGUACGUUGCCGCAUUUGAAUUAAGCGAAUUUAAUUUUUGGGUCUUCAUUAAGUUAAUGAGAAAAAUAUUAAAUUUUCGUUGAGCAUCAUAGUCACGCUCUAUCGUGGCGAAGCUUUUUAAAGUCGUGGAAAACAAUUUUUGAGGGAAAGUGAUUUUUUGUUGUGCGAAGCGUCGAGGAGUCGGUAUCAGGCGGGCGCGCGGCUCCUAGUGUCGUGUUGGUGGAUGGUGCGGCGAGGGCGGGCGCCGGGGCGCGGCCGGCGGCGCCGCUAGCGAAAUGUCGAUACCCCUGGGCCGGGAGACUGUGCUCCCCACACAGUGUAUGGCGCGUGCUUUGUAUGAUAACAUUGCGGAGUCUCCGGACGAGCUAGCUUUUCGAAGAGGCGACCUGCUCACCGUGCUGGAGCAGAACACCGGUGGCAGCGAGGGCUGGUGGCUGUGCUCGCUUAGAGGAAGACAGGGAAUAUGUCCGGGCAAUCGGCUGCGGAUAGUGGCGGGCGUGUUCGACUCCAGUGGAGCGACGCAGAGGCGGCGAACGAGGCCGCCUGCGCCCGUAGCCCACCAGCCACUUCCCACACAACAAUCUCCCGCGUUUACCAAAAUAGAGGAAUGUUCACACUAUGACGUGCCCCGAGCGCCGAUGCCCGUGCAACGCAUCGCGACGUACGAUUGCCCGCGACCUCUCGGCGACUGGUACGACGCGCCUCGCGCCCCGCGCCCCGCCAGUGCGGACUCCGCUUGCAGUGGGACCGGAUCCUUAGCUUCGGCCACAUCGAGUGCGUCCGCGAACUCUGCCAACUCUGGAAGCUCGGCGCACUCCGCUUCGAGCACUUACGAUGUUCCUCGGACACGUGCUCUUCCUUUGCCUUGUGACGCCGCAUUGGAAGCAUUAGAACGAUUGCAGGACGAGGCGUCCGCGGCGGUAUCGCGGCUGCUGUCGUACGUGGCGCCGAGUUGGCGGCGGCGCGGGGCGCUGCGGCCGCGCGUGCUGGACGUGCGCGUGGCGGCCGCACGCCUCCGCGCCGCGCUGCACGACCUGGCAGUCUUCGCUGACGCUACACUAGCCAAUGCACACGAUGCACAUGAUAAAGGCAUAGCGGUCAAACUCCGGCCGCUGGUGAAGGCGUUGAAAGACGCCGAGCGCAUCACUCACGAGGCGACGAGCGCGCUGGACGCGGGCGACUGGGCGGCCGAGCGGCUGGAGCGCGAUCGCGAGCCCACCGACGGGACGCUCGACGCGCUCGACCAGCUCGUCGCGUGCGCGCGCUCGCUCACCGAGGACGUGAGGCGAGCCGCUUCCUUCAUCAACGGGAACGCGUCGUUAUUGUUCAGGCGUUCCCCGGCAGUACCGGAACACGAAUGGACUGAGGAGUACGAUUACGUGAGGCUGGAGUCCCGGACAGCGGUCGGCCGCAAGCACGCUGAGAUACGAGCAGCACUGCCGGACAAACUCCAGGCCUCCUUCGAUGCGCUCGUUAGAGACGCCGAUCACGCUGGAGAGGUGAGUGCCGUAGCUGCGGCCACAAGGCUACCGCAUGACGACCGCCAGUUAGCCGCAUUCUACGCGGCACAAGUGGCCACGUACGGCGCACACCUCUCCACGGCCGUGGAAGCAUUCCUACGGACCAUUGACAUGGGUCAGCCGCCCGACGUGUUCUUGGCACACGGCAAGUUCGUCGUCCUCAGCGCUCACAGAAUUGUACACGUCGGCGACACAGUACAUAGGAGCGCCCAGCACGCCGGCUUAAAAGCGAAAGCUCUGCGGUGUUCGGAUGCGUUGUCGGACGCGCUGGCCGCGACCGUCGCCAAGACCAAGGCGGCGGCGCAGCAGUUCCCGUGCGCGAGCGCGGUCGCCGAGAUGGCGGAGGCGGCGCGCACGCUGGCGGCUCGCGCGCACGACCUGCGCCGCGUGCUGGUGCGCGCCGCCGACCCGCCCCCCGACUCCCCGCUGACGCCCGCCACCGCCGUGCCCCCCUCGGCCCCGGCCACGCCCCUCACCCCCUCCAUGGCCGCGCUACAGAUAUAGUGCACCGUGCGCUCGCGCUUGAACUGCCUCCCGAUGCCCGGUUGAACGGAGCACCUCGAGCUUGUCCCCUCUGUCGGACGAACGUUAGAAACGCUAGUUAUUUCUUCCAUGCGAGAGUCGCGGCGUCGAACGCCUGAAUUUAACGAUGUAACCAAAGAGUUUACGAAACAGGACUUCCGAUUUGAACGUAGACUGCAUUAUGAAGUUGUUAUACUGAGAGUUUCUAUUUAAUUAGAAUUAAGCGCGACGAAACGAAGGCUGCUCCCGAUGAGUUUUGCUAGACGGUAUCAGACGAGUGGAGCAUAUUUAGUGUUGCUGCUGGAUGCUCAUCUUGCCGUUGUGACUUGAGUUGUCCGUCCAGUUUUGUACGAUUUUGCAUUUUUUGCGUGUUACAAUAAAUAUCAUUGCCGAUGAUCCUAAUGCGUGUGAAUUGUUGUGAGACUUUCGUAAAAAUUAUUUUAUAAUAUUCCGAAUGUCGAUUGAGUUGGACGCUUCCAAUGCUCUCCCAAAAGGAUUUUUUUUGUAUUACUGAAAAGAACUCAUAGGCGUUUCUCAUUGGAGCCUAACACAAUUAUAGUAUUGAUUAAAAAAAAACUUCUCAGCCUUCAUUCGUUUACACAGUUAAUGUGCAAAAUUAUUGUUAGUUUCUUAUGCAUUAGGUAAAAGUACAUUAAGUACUACCGUAUACUACGAGUUAAUAUACAAAAGUCAUGCUGAUUAGCAAAAGGCAUUGUGAGAUAGACAAUACAUUUCUUUGAAGUUCCUUAAGAAAAUUAGCUUUUAGAGAAACCUUAUUCAGUUCGAACGAGAAUGUUCGUUGAUCAAUACGAAAUUAAAAAGUAACAAAAUUUUAAAGCUGGCAACAUCGAAGAUCAAAAUGAAUUAACCAGGACGAAUAAAGCCUCAAUGAAAAGAAAAGUGCUCAAUUAUUAAGAUUCACAUUCAAAUGUGACUUAAAAAUAAUUGCAUAGCUGCAAUAUUCAUGUUACAAUGUGUUUUUUUUAAUUAUUAUUUAUACGAAGCUGCAAUGUCCCGUAUGGUCUGAAAGUCAUAUAACUUGACAACUUGACUCUUGCCACUAAACGGUUACAGCUAUGUAGUACCUGACGAUAUCACUGUGACGCAUUUAGAUAAAUAAUAUGGUGCUUUUAUGUUUCAAAGACGAAUGUAUACCUAAAAAACGGCAGCGUUUUCUAUGAAACAUUUAUGAUGAUAAUAAAGUAUUUUAGUUUUAUGUUAAAUUAAGAUUUAAAAUAAUCAUUUCAGGCUCUCGGACUGUACGGGGGCAUGAUGAAAACGAUAUCAAUGUAAAAAUCAUGUUGUAUAAAGCAAUAUGUAAUAUAUAUAUACUAUGUAGUCGUAGUGAAUUAGUUAGGUUCUAGAUGAAAUUGUGUACAGCUACAUUUAAAAACGGAUUUUAAUAAUAAUAAUAAUAAUUUAAUCGUCUUGUAAAACGCAAUCAAAUAAAAUAUACAAAUUUUCAUAUCUA
Bombyx mori (domestic silkworm) is the source of this 3823-nucleotide messenger RNA. RefSeq names its product breast cancer anti-estrogen resistance protein 1 (gene p130CAS). The record is from RefSeq and is a predicted model, not a curated record. Bases 586 to 2334 code for a protein of 582 amino acids. The transcript is spliced from 9 exons. Gene Ontology annotation, cellular component: cytoplasm; plasma membrane. Gene Ontology annotation, biological process: cell surface receptor protein tyrosine kinase signaling pathway; cell migration. Lineage: Eukaryota; Metazoa; Arthropoda; Insecta; Lepidoptera; Bombycidae. Gene Ontology annotation, molecular function: protein binding.